Messenger RNA from Erythranthe guttata (spotted monkey flower), 795 nucleotides. The record is from RefSeq and is a predicted model, not a curated record. NCBI's taxonomy places the organism in Eukaryota, Viridiplantae, Streptophyta, Magnoliopsida, Lamiales, Phrymaceae.
AUGGAAGGGAAGCCAAAAACAGUAGUUUUGGUUGGACGAACAGGUCACGGGAAAAGUGCAACCUGCAAUUCUAUACUUGGAAGAAAAGCAUUCGAGUCAAAGUUUUGUGCCGGCGGUGUUACUACCAAGACUGAGCAGCAGUCAACUCCACUAGAGGAUGGCAGUAUUAUUAAUGUGAUUGAUACUCCCGGGUUAUUUGAUUUUCAUGGUAAUACUGAGUUUCUUGGAAAUGAAAUUGCCAAAUGCAUCAAUUUGGCAAAUGAUGGUCUCCAUGCUAUUGUUCUCGUCCUGUCAAUCCGGGGUCGAUUUUCAAAAGAAGAAGAAGCUGCUGUGCAAGCACUCAGUUCUUUUUUCGGCCCCAAAAUUCUUGGAUAUCUGAUUGUAAUUUUCACUGGUGGUGAUGAACUAGAAGCUGAUGAUCAAACCCUAGAUGAUUACUUGGGCGGUACAGAUUGCCCCAAACCCUUGCAGGAUACCCUGACACAAUGUGGGAACCGACAAAUACUCUUCAACAACAGAACAAAAAUAGAAGCCGAGAAAUCUAAACAACGGAAUCAAUUUCUUUCUCUAGUAAAUGAUGUUGUGAAAAACAAUGGUGGAAUACCCUACACUGAUCCACUAUUUAUCAAAAUGAAGGACAUAGAAAACCAGUUGAAGGAAGGCUCAAAAAAUGCAUCGGCUGAACAGAUGGAGGAGAUGAAAAAGGCAUAUGAAGAACAGCAAAAGAUAAUGAUCGCGUCGCGUUCCAGCGGUUUUAUAUCGUCUUUGAAGAUUUCUGCACCAUCGUUGAAAUAG